AUGAAUUCAAUACUAAAGGUAGUAUAACCAUAUAUCGAAAAAUAACCAAAAUCAACUAUUAAACAAGAUUCUGGGAAGCAGAUUCAAAACAAACUUCAUAGAAGAAUCAAAAAUCCAAAGACUGAUUUUAAUACACCAAUUGCAAUUAAAUAAAGUCUUAAAUAAAAUGAAAUUAGUCAAAGAUUGAAAAAAUUGCUUUAAAUUAGUCCUUAUAAUAAAUUAGUAUCUUAAAGGUCAUAACAAUAAUUACAGUAUUAAGAUAGUUUUAAAUCAUCAUAAUAACAAAAUUGUUAUACUCAAAAUUAAUAAUAAUCUUAACUAUUGUUUAAACCUGAGGUUAGAACAAAUUCUUUGAAUUCUACUAAUUCUAGUAGUAUAAAGCCUAGAACGUGGAAUAGGGCUAAAAAUCUAUUGUAAAAACAUUCAUUUGAUUUUAAAAAUUCAAAAUCUUUUAGAGAUAAAGAUAAGCAAACAAUUUCUUAGAUUCAAACCUUAUUGGAGAAAACAUCUACAGUAUUAUAAUAGUUCAAAGAAGAAUUAUAAAAAAAUAAUGUAGAAAAAAAGGAUUUAUCAAGGAAAAUAGAGAACUUUGAAUAAAUAAAUCCAAAUAAAUGA
Messenger RNA from Paramecium pentaurelia, 615 nucleotides. The record is from the annotation of a GenBank genome assembly. NCBI's taxonomy places the organism in Eukaryota, Ciliophora, Oligohymenophorea, Peniculida, Parameciidae.